This is a messenger RNA of Branchiostoma belcheri (Belcher's lancelet), 4405 nucleotides long. Its product is annotated as trichohyalin-like. The transcript is spliced from 12 exons. NCBI's taxonomy places the organism in Eukaryota, Metazoa, Chordata, Leptocardii, Amphioxiformes, Branchiostomatidae. The record is from RefSeq and is a predicted model, not a curated record. The coding region runs from base 290 to 3118 and encodes 942 amino acids.
CACACCUUUCUUUACCAUCCAUCCUUGGUUCCUAUUGGUCGAGGGCUGGUCAGCGUGGGGUGGUUUAAAGGAUUGUGUUCCUUACUGGGAGUGAAGUACCGGGGUCACGGUUGAGGGAAUCUCGUUGUUCCCAACAAAACGUGUGAUCGCUUUUCGUGGGUGUCCGGUGUGCGGCAGGCUUGUCGAAGCUUAGAUCUGCAGACGUCGCGGGCAGAUCUGUUUCAGUAAACAGGUGCCAUGUCAUGUAGUUGUGCGGGAAGUGCCGAAAUUCAGAUUUUAAGUGUAUAAGAUGUCAGCUGUGGCAGACUUGAAAGACAAGGAGUUGGAAAGGCUGGUAGACCUACAUGUGUACGUAGUACCUGGUGAUGUGUGGGUAGAGCAUCUACGUCUUGUCUACAAUGAAGCUGUAAAAGACACUGUAUCAGCUGGUUUUGUCAGAGUAUUUCCUGAUGUCACUAUCUACAACCUUCGGGAAGAGAUCGAGGAACAGCUAGGCUAUGAUGUCAUUCCUAAAGACUUCAUCUUCCUCAGAGGAGUGGGUCGAGCACUGACACAGGUCAAAGGCAGACAAGAAUUCCAAUUGAAAGUCAAGAACUUUGUGCCUCCUUUGGCUGUGGUACCCGAAAUCUACGUAAUCGAGGGAAGCCUAGUUCAUCAGUCUCCGCGUGCCCUCCCUGCCAUUGGUCAUCGGUACUCGGAACCUGCCACGUCCAGAUCCACUGCUUCGGACAAUCCGCUUGACCGCUCGCAGGUCUUCUCUGACCCUCCGCCAGGAAGGGGGUCACGUUCACAAAGGCGGAAAGACUUUGAACAUCUCCGAAAUAGUGAUGAGUUUGAUUCCCAAAGGACGGACCACGAUAGAUUAGGAAACAAAGGUCGGCGGAGAGAAGACCAUCGGGAGGCUUUUGUCACACAAGCUGAUGCUGCAAAGCUGUUAUCAACUAAUUUGGACCAAACGGCCUUUUCCCCUGAAAACGAUGAUACGAGCUCCUCACCGCGGAAUCUUAAGGACUCGGGUUACAACACGACUCCUCGCGAUAGCCAGGAGUACCAUGAAAACAUCCCCAAACGUCGAUCUGAGGGGAGCCCUCACGGCAGAACACGCUCUCGCUCCCCUCCCUCUCCUUCCCCUGAACGAACCUCUCAUCCCCAAACCCGACCCCAGUCCCGUAGUACCCCCCUUAGCGCCACCCCCCCUGCCUCUCCUUUAACCUCUAACCCCUCCCCAGGGCAGAAGGUCCACAAACUCGACCGGAGCCGAGCGGGUAGUAGAGCCGCCACUUACACCUCCCAAACCAACGAGGAUUCUGGGAUAGCUGAUUCCACGCCUCCAGAGGAUGACAGUAGAACGUUAGACAGGAGAAAAAGGGAGGAAGAAAGGCAGAGAAGAGAGGCUGAAGAGAGAAGAAGGGAGGAAGAAGAGAGAAGAGAAGAAGAAGAAAGAAGACGGCGAGAGGAAGAGGAGGAAAGAUGGAGAAGACAAAGGGUACGAGAAGAUGAUGAACAGUCUGAAACUGGGGGUGGGAGGGGGAGGAGGGGGUAUGACGAUUAUGAUGAUGACCAAUCAGAUGAAAGAUCACAGUCAGAGAGAAGUGAUUGGGAGGGGGGGCAGACUCAGGACACGUUUAGCUUUAGAUGGCCUGAACCGCCGGGAGGUGGUAACAAAGUCGAGGAAAACUUCAUAGGGGACGAUCUGUUAGCUUCUUUUGCUGCAGCUAGAGAGGAACAGAAGCAACGGAGGCAAGAACAGGAGAAAGAGCUCAGGUCAAGUCAGGAGGACCAACCAGAGGGGCAGGUCAUGCAGAGGGUUUUUGGUGUAGGGAAAGGGGAAGAGAAGUAUAAUAACAAGGAGUACGCCUGGGAUAAUAGAACAGGAGGUGAUAGGAGUAGCGAGAGGGGCAGUUUUGAGGAAGGAACGACAGGCAGUUAUGGUGGAGACGAUGGUGAUCACGUAGACAGGCGUAGUCAGAAAGGAAGGGUAGACAGUUACCAUGGUGAUGAUCAAAGCUACAGAACUGGGGAGGGGAAGACAGGCAGUUACCACGGUGAUGAGGAAAGCUACAGAGGUAGGGAUGGGAUGAGUGACAGUUACCGUAGCAACAACAGCAACAAAGAUGGCGGACAUGUUGAGGAUGAUGAUGAUGAUGCAUGGCCUGGAGAAAGGGACCAGGAGGAACAUGGAAACCGAUCUCGGCGGGCUUCUGAAGGGACCUCUCUAAGAGAGUCGGCAAGAAACCAAUCGUCGAGUCUCGUGCACUCGGAUAGAGAGAGCGGGGGACAUGAUAGAGCGUCGACAGAAGAGAACAGCCCUGGAGGGUCACCGACAAAGGAGAAGGAAGCCCAGAGUAAAAGGGAGAGAUCGAGAAGUAAGUCCCCUGAGCAGCAGGUGGCCAGGUUCCCCUCCCCACCCCCCCUCGAGCUCCCCUCCCCUCGGGACGGUGGCAGGACGGACAGAUCUCAGGCCUCCGACUCACCCAAGAAGUCCACCAGGGGCAGGGACAAGGCAAGGUCAUCCGGAGCAAGUGGCGAACGUGAGGAUCUGCUAGAAGAGCUGGAGAGAAUACGGGAGGAGCGAAAGAACGCCGAGAAGAAAAGAGAGGAAAUGGUGAAGAAGGCCAAACAGCUGCAGACUAAAACACAGCACCGCAGGAAUCAAGCGCGAGACAUAUGGAAGAAACGUUACUUCGAGGAGAAGAAGAAGACUGGUCCGUUGGAAGAGAACUGUAACCGUCUGAGGGCAGAGCUGGACAUGACCCACAGGAAACUCAUGUCCAAGUUAGAGGGAGACAAGGACGGGAAACGUCGCUUCAACCUGAACACGGAUCCACCCUCCUCUAAGGUACCUCCAUCCUACAAGAACAACCAGAAGGUACAACUGACUAGAAUUCAGCACGAGUUGGAUGACUUAAAGGAGAAGGUGGAGAAUGCAAAGAUGAAGCUUACGUCGGAAAUGAAGCUGCGGAAUCAAGCGGAGACGGAACUGCGAGCUCUCCGUGCCGAGCUGACGCAGAAAAAGAUCCACGCGGCCCUGACGCGCAACCAACACAGCAACAUCAUGCACACCAUGGACAAGGUGCAACCUGGGUAUAUGCCGGCCAAGGUUCUGCCGCCAACAUGACAUAAAUACACAACAUUGACACCAGACCACCCAUAGGACACCACAUCAAUGUUUUCUGCAAUCUAUGGCUUUCUAUUUGAUCAUCAGCCAUUUCUGUUCAGCACGUCGGCAGAACGUACUGCACUUGCGCAAAACCCGUAAUGUAUUGCGCAUAGCACUUUGGCAGAACGUCUCAUAUAAGGUCGUAUUUGCGCAUACAAGGUUAGCAUCCCGUCUGUAGAUUUCAAAUGUUAUGUCGGAAAAAAUUUUGUCUGUAACAGGCAAAAUUCUGAUGCAAACAUGCAACAAAAAACGUGAAAAAUGCAUAUAUGGGGGCGGGUGGGGUCCGCCGGCGCAGUACGUUCUGCCGACGUGCUUUUCUGUUCAGAGCUAAAUUCAUUAGCGCUAUGAGACUUUUUUUCUGAUCCAUAUUUAACUUUGUCCAAAUAUCUAAAGCCUUAAGCAUGACAAAAGGAAACAAUUGCCACUCAGAGCAAAAACAUGUCGGAGUUUUAAUAAAACCACAACCAAAACAGAUAACAGCCAGCCAUAAUUCUUGAAGUAUUCUCUUCUAAAUGUCUUUGCCACAAAGUUUGUUUCUCUUUCCAUUUUCUUUCAAUAGCAAUUACUUUGAAUGUGGAGUCAAUUUUGUGUACAAUGUAUAUCCUACAUAUGUUUGUGAAUUUGUAUUUAGAAACUAUUAGUAAAAUUUAUGCUCUAAUUGUUCAUGUAUAUUGAGUAGAAGGAAUAUGCAUUGGUACGUAGGUUUGUACAGUAUACUGUAUGCCAACAUUAUAAUUUUUCACUCGUUUUGACAAAAAUGUAUUGUUGCAAUUCUGAACAUUUAUUCCUGGCUUGUAUGUACCUGAAUAGAAUGUAGGAGCAAGCGUAUUUAUAUUCUGUUUUUAAGGUUUGCAAGCAGCAUAAACACAUUGUUACAAACAUGUUAUAUUCAAUGGCAUGUCCCACAUGUAUCAAUGAGGCCACCUAGUGCCUGGAGUGUAAACUACAGCUUAUACAUUUGGCAUUUUACAUAACUGUUGAAAGUCGUGUCUGUAAAGAGUUUGCAGCUUUAUGCAUGUAUCAUAAUUGCCAUGUUAUAUCAUACAUAAGUGUGAACAUUUUUGCAUCAAAAUUUGAGAUUUUGUGAAAAAAAUGUAUGUAAACAUUUGUAUUUUGUUGUACAUAAGAGUUGCAUUUGGGGAUAGAAUUCUUGAUAUGACUGACUCUUCUACAUCAUAUAUAUUAAAUGAAUAAACUAUGUUUGACUCUAAUUGUUGUGCCUGUGUUUUAUUUACUUUGGCCACA